Humulus lupulus (European hop) is the source of this 876-nucleotide messenger RNA. Its product is annotated as protein FAR1-RELATED SEQUENCE 5-like. NCBI's taxonomy places the organism in Eukaryota, Viridiplantae, Streptophyta, Magnoliopsida, Rosales, Cannabaceae. Gene Ontology annotation, biological process: regulation of DNA-templated transcription. The record is from RefSeq and is a predicted model, not a curated record. The transcript has 2 exons. The coding region runs from base 1 to 876 and encodes 291 amino acids.
AUGCAGUUCUUGAGAUCUAAUCGUGUUGUCCCAGCUUGUAUGGGCGCUCAAGUAAUGUCAAUGAGACGAUCGGGCAUACGAACUUGCCACAUAUUGAAUCACCUUGUUGCAGAAAGAGGAGGACAUGAGUAUGUUCCAUUCCUGAAAAAGGGCCUAUACAAUUGGAUUAGACGACAAAGAGAGUUAGAAGAGGAGGAUGAAAUAUAUGCUGAGGGUGCCCUGGGAUACUUGGAAUGUCUUGGGUUACGUGACCCCAAUUUUUUUGAAACACACAUGAUAGACGCGGAGUAUAGGCUUGCUGACUUGUUCUGGGCCAAUGGAAUAUUGAGAGAUGACUAUGGACGUUUUGGGGAGAUCAUCGCAUUUGACACAACGUACAAGAAGAAUGCGUACAACAAACCCCUUCUCCUUUUUGUCGGCGUGAAUCACCACUUCAGAACUAUUGUAUUUGUAGUUGCAUUGCUGUACGAUGAGAAGGAGGACACAUACAUUUGGUUGUUGGAAGAAUUCCUUCAGUGUAUGAACAAUAAAUUCCCUCAGGUUGUUGUCACUGAUGGAGAUAAAGCUAUGGAAAAAGCAAUAGAGAAAGUCAUGCCUCAUGCUGUCCAUCAGGAAGAGUUUGACGAGACUUGUAGUGGCUUGGUUUCAGAAUUUCAGCUACAAGAUAGUCAAUGGGUAGCCAUAACAUACACAAAUAGAAUGAGUUGGGCAGAAUGCUUCCUACGGGGUAAUUUCUUUACGGGCCUCGGAACCACCGAAAGGUCGGAGUCGAUGAAUUCUUACUUGGCACACUUCUUGACAAGCAAACUUAAAAUUAAAGACCUUGUUGGCCAAGUUGAUAAAGCCAUACAGAGCAUACGCCACACGGAACGUUAA